Molecule: messenger RNA, 1656 nt
Organism: Alternaria burnsii
Lineage: Eukaryota; Fungi; Ascomycota; Dothideomycetes; Pleosporales; Pleosporaceae
Product: mfs multidrug transporter
Exons: 6
Coding region: 1-1656 (551 amino acids)
Biological process (GO): transmembrane transport
Molecular function (GO): transmembrane transporter activity
Source: RefSeq, a predicted model, not a curated record
AUGUCAAAUCCCUCAUCACUCCAUGAAGACAAAGACAGUGCAUCUUUACCCCAGCGUAAGAGGGAAGCGCCAACGCGCAUGAAAGAUGGAAAAGAGGUCGAGCUGCAUACCUGGAAUGGCCCUCAAGACCCUGAUAACCCGUUCAAUUGGUCGACCAAGUACAAAUGGUUCUUGACAAUUACGGUCUGCUUUAUUUCCAUCUUGACAGGUCUCCCCGCUGGAUCCUAUGGUGCUGGUAACGAAUGGAUGGCAACUCGCUUCAGCGUUCAAAAUGAACCUUUUCCGAAUCUCUAUUGGGCAACGUGCAGCUGGAACAUGGGUGCUGCUCUUUUCCCACUUCUGUUCGUACCUUUGACCGAGAACACUGGCCGUAUGCCCGGCUACUUCGUUGCUUACAUCGUUUUCGAGUUGUUCUUGUUCGGCUCUGCCUUUGCCGACAACUUUGCGACGCUCGUCGUUACCCGCUUCUUUGGCGGUGGUGCAUCCUCGGUUUCUAUCAACAUUGUUGGCGGUAGCAUCAGUGAUGUAUGGAAAGGUGACAAAGCUCGAAGUCUGCCAAUGUCCAUCUUUGGCUUCACGUCUGUCGCUGGUAUCGCCCUCGGACCGUUUAUUGGCAGUGCAAUUGUGCAGAUUGGUUAUCCAUCUACUGGACUGCAAUCUCCAUGGCGCUGGAUCUACUAUAUUCAAAUCAUCUACAAUGCCGCGCUCAUUCCCGUCUUCUACAUCAUCCUUAAGGAGACCCGUGGCGACGUCAUCCUGAAGAAGCGCGCUCAGAAGAUUCGCAAAGACACGGGCCGUGAAGUCUAUGCGGAAUCCGAGCUCGACAAGCCUUCGAUAGCCAGCUUACUCAAGGUCUCCUUCAUGCGACCUACAAAGAUGCUGCUCACCGAACCCGUCGUUACUUUCUUCACGCUAUGGAUUAGUUUCGCCUGGGGUAUUCUGUUCCUCUUCUUUUCCUCGGUAGUACAAACUUUUAGUGCAAGCUACGGUUUUGGCACCUUUCAGACUGGUAUGAUUCAACUAGCCAUCACCGUCGGAGCGCUCAUUGGCACACUCAUCAAUCCAAUACAGGAUGUGUUGUAUCUUCGAACUGCAUCCAAGAACCAAGAACGUCCUGGUAAGCCCAUCCCGGAGGGCCGUUUGUACACCAGUAUCCCUGGCUCGCUGCUCUUCACUGCUGGUCUGUUCUUAUAUGGAUGGACAUGCAGACCAUCUAUUCACUGGAUUGUGCCUGCGAUAGGAAUCUGUAUAGUGGGUGUAGGCAUCUACUCGAUCUACAUGGGAGUAGUCAACUAUCUUACCGAUGCUUACGAAAAGUACGCUGCUUCUGCGCUUUCCGCCGCAUCUCUUGGUCGUAAUUUGUUCGGCGCCUUUCUACCUCUGGCUUCCUACUCGCUUUUCCAGAACCUCGGUUUCGGCUGGGCAGGCAGUUUACUUGGCUUUGUUGGAUUGGCACUGAGUCUGGUGCCGGUGGUACUCCUGAUAAAAGGCCGUCAGAUUCGGGCAAAAAGUCCGUUCAUGUCCGAAGCUAUGUUUGACGAUGGCGACGAUGACGAAGAGGCGGAAGGCAAGAAAGCUAGCCAUAGUCAUCGGGGUACUUUUGGACCAGCGGGUGUUGCUGGCGGACCGCCCGGUGGGGUGGACGAUGCUGUCUAG